AUGUUACUGCUCAGUGAUAUCUGUGCUAGGCUAAUCACAUCCUCGACUAACGGUUACGAUGGGAGCAUGAUGAACGCUCUUCAAUCUGAAAAACAAUGGAAUACAUACUUCAAUAGCCCUCAUGGCAGUCAACUCGGUCUAUUGAAUGCCAUUCAGCACAUCGGGUCUCUCGCUGCCUAUCCAUUCGCACCCUACAUGUCUGAUGGCAUCGGGCGCCGUGGAACUGUGAUCUUUGGAGCUGUCGUUAUGUGCGCUGCAACUGCUGUUCAAACAGCCGCUCAGUCUGUCAGGAUGUUCCUCGGAGCUCGCUUUCUCAUUGGCUUUGGGUUGUCGUUCGCUGCUUCCACCCUGAAUGCAGGUAAUGCGGCACCAUUGCUUGUGACGGAAAUAGCCUAUCCUAAGUAUCGCGCCCCCAUGACGUCCCUCUAUAAUUCCCUAUAUGCUUCUGGUGCAAUCAUCGCGGCAUGGACUGCCUAUGGAACGCAGUUCAUUCCGACUUCUUGGUCAUGGCGCAUCCCAUCCCUCCUCCAAGGCCUUCCUUCUAUGCUUCAAGUCUGCCUCAUCGGAUUUAUGCCUGAGUCUCCACGCUGGCUGGUCAGUGUCGGCCGUGAUGCGCAAGCUCUCAGGACGCUUGCAUAUUACCAUGCCGAUGGAAAUGAAAAGGAUCCCCUAGUUGUCUAUGAGUACGAGGAGAUCAAAGCUUCGAUUCAUUUUGACAGAAAUGUCGCUUCCAACAUCGGUUACAAGUCCUUGUUUACCACUGUUGGAAACAGAAAGCGCAUGCGCAUCAUCCUGGCGAUUGCAUUCUUCUCUCAAUGGUCCGGCAACGGUCUUGUCUCAUACUAUCUGAACAAAGUUUUUGAUACCAUCGGGAUCACCGAUUCGACUAUUCAGCUUCUCAUCAACGGCAUACUUUCGAUAUGGAAUUUGUUCUGGGGCAUCUCGGCAGCAUUACUAGUCGACCGUCUCGGCCGCCGCCUUCUCUUUUUGACAUCGGUCGGUGGAAUGAUAAUUUUCUUCAUCAUGCAGACCGUUUGCUCUGCAAUAUUUGCGCAGCGUCAAACAGAGGGUGCCGCUCAUGCUGUCAUCGCGUUUAUCUUUCUUUUCUAUGCUGCCUACGACGUGGCGUUUUUGCCACUUAUCAUAUCGUAUACCGUCGAGAUCUUACCCUUCCCCGUCCGCGCAAAAGGCUUCACAUUGUAUAGCCUGACACUCUCGAUCGCUCUCAUAUUCAACCAAUAUGUAAACCCGGUUGCGCUCGAAAAACUGGGCUGGAAAUACUACAUCGUAUACAUCUGCUGGUUAGCAUUCGAAGGAGUCUACCUCUACUUCUUCGUAACAGAGACAAGAGGCCUAUCGCUUGAAGAGACUGCUGCAUUAUUUGAUGGGGCAGAGGCCAUAGAUCAGAUCCAUUGCCAUGCACUGGCUCAAGCCGCCGCGAUACCUUCCUCGUCCGAAAUCAAGGGUGGGGUGUCCGUCGACGACUUCUACGAACCUGUACAUCCAUAA
Molecule: messenger RNA, 1509 nt
Organism: Heterobasidion irregulare TC 32-1
Lineage: Eukaryota; Fungi; Basidiomycota; Agaricomycetes; Russulales; Bondarzewiaceae
Product: MFS sugar transporter
Exons: 9
Coding region: 1-1509 (502 amino acids)
Biological process (GO): carbohydrate transport; transmembrane transport
Cellular component (GO): membrane
Molecular function (GO): carbohydrate:proton symporter activity
Source: RefSeq, a predicted model, not a curated record